UCAUUGUUUUUUUUAAUACGUUAGCCAGUAAAACGGGACUGUUGUGACGUGCGACAACCUAAGUGGAUGACAUGCCCGUGAAAGCUUCGCAUAGUGAGUGAAUGACAUCGAUUUGUUUUUAUAUUUAAUGAAUAAAUUGUGGAAUUUGUGAUUUUGACAGCAAAGUUAGCCACAAGGCAGCUAACAAGACAGCCGCGCCCCCAAUAGUCGUUAAGCCCGCCCCUACCUCGUUCCUAUUGGCUGCAGACGGCCAGACGAGCGUGACGUUUCCGCAUUCGAAACCCGCCAUAGGCUGCGCAACGCGUCAAUCAUGUCUCCGCCACUUGUUGCUAGGGAGAUUGUUUGACGCUAGGCAGGGCGGAAGUGUUAUCACUCCGGUGGGAGGGUCGACGCCUGUCACUUUUUACUCGACAAAACCGAAGGUAAAACUCGCGUCUUGCGCCACUGCUGCCGCGCGCUUCGUGGCCAGCGAGGCUGUGCUUGUUAAAUAGCCGCGCGGUGGGACCGGAAGACGGGCUAGUUUUGCUAUUAUAGCCACUGGGAGGAGGCUAAGUAACAGGAGGGAGGGGGCAGCUUUCACCUUCAGCAGCACACUACAAGUUGUUGUCCUGACAAGGGUGCGGUGAUGCUAAAGUGCUCGGCGACAUUUGAAACAAUGCGGUCGUGUCUUCCCGGAGGAUGCGGUGGAGCUCGCAGGAUGUAUUAAACGUCGGCAGCGUUGACGUUAUUUCUCUCCCCAGGAGGAUGACAAUCACAUGACGGAGGAGCAGACUGGACUCCCUCUGAAGCAGAAGAUCCUUUAUAGCGAUUCUCUUCAGCGGUUUGUUAGUGUUUGGCCCAGCCCUCAAGUACACAAGAGUAUCGGUUGAUUUAGCCGGGCCCCCGUUUUUGUUUUUAUUUUUACUUUCACCUUUUUGUUUCGUUUGUAAAGAAAUGCUUUACCUGAAAAAGUACUUCACAGAGGGCCUGAUUCAGUUCACCAUCCUCCUGAGUCUCAUUGGGGUGCAGGUGGACGUUGACACCUAUCUGAGCAGUCAGCUGCCCCCUCUGAGGGAGAUCAUCCUGGGCCCGAGCUCCGCCUACACGCAGACACAGUUCCACAACCUGCGCAACACGCUGGACGGAUAUGGCAUUCACCCAAAGAGCGUGGACCUGGACCGCUUCUUCGCCACCCGCCGCCUGCUGAACCGGGUGCGCCAGCUGGACCGCCUCGCCGUGCCCACCCCCGAGUUUGACACCUGGCUGGUGCACCGGGACGCCGAGACGGUGGUGUCGGCCAGCGGCAGCGCCCUGGACAAUGGGGGUGGCUUAGAGGACAUCGACGACCUGGACGCUGCCCCCGCCAUGAGAGGGGGAGUAGGCGGCGGCGCGCCCGAGUCCACCGACAACAGCCUGGGCGCCGUGGCCCCCGACGGAAACCAGGAGCGUGACGCCAGGGACGCCAAUGACGACUUAAGCAAGGAGGACAUCGACCUGAUUGACAUCCUCUGGCGUCAGGACAUUGACCUCGGCGCGGGGAGAGAGGUGUUCAACUACAGCAGCCGCCAGAAGGAGAACGAGGAGGACAAACCCCGCCCCCAGGAGAGCAAGGACGCCGGCGAUGAGGAGCGGGAGAGUUGGAGGAAUGGCGUCAACUUGCGGGGAGUGGACGGCGAGACCGGCGAGGAUAUUCCACAGCAGCUUCCUGCUCUGAGCUCACAGACCUCCUUGUCUCUGCAGGAGUGCUUGAGGCUCCUGGAGGCCACAUUUCCCUUUGGACAAGAUCCUGAGGCCACGCCUCCUCCCGCCACAGAUGUCCCCUCCACGUCUCAGGGCCUCACGCUGACGCCCACGCAACCUCCGCUGGACCUGGAGCAACAGUGGCAGGACAUCAUGGCCGUCAUGGAGCUUCAAGCCAUGGAGGUCGGCGGCAGCAGCGACAACUGCGACGCAGACAUCAGAACGGCAGCAUCCGACAUGGUGAGCGAUUUCGGGCUGGCACCGAUCAACCAGGACGUGAGCCUCCAUCAGGCCUCGCUGGCCAACUGCAGCCCGGAAUUCCCGCAAGUUUUCCAGCCUCCCUCGGAGCCGGCGAGCUUCCCUGCGAGGAACGCCGUGCGGGCGAGUAACUCCAGCAACAUCAACGCCACCUUCGGAACCACCAACCUGACCGGCGUCUUCCUGCCCCCGCUACUCAACGCCACGGGCACCAACGCGACCGCCACCCUGACUGACCCUUUCAGCAGCCUGCUGGAGGAGUCCAUGUUGGACGAGAUCAGCCUGCUGGACCUCGCCAUGGAGGAAGGCUUCAGUCAGGCUCAGGCCUGUCAGCUGCAGGACGAGUUGGACUCGGAUUCGGGUCUGUCUCUGGACUCCAGUCGCAGCCCGGCGUCUCCCAGCAGCUCGGAGACGUCGUCCUCCACCUCUGCCACCUUCUCGGAGGAAGGCGCCGUGGGCUACAGCACCGACUCGGAGGUGACCACCGCCGACUCGGAGGAGGGCGCAGUGGGCGGCUACCAGCCCGAAUACAGCAAGCUGUGCCGCAUGAGCUUUCAGGAUCCCGCCCACUUCCGCGGCCUCCCCCAGCUGGGCGCAGUAAACCACAACCACACCUACAACCUGCCGCUUUCCGCCGAGCACCCGGAGCUCCCCGUGGGGCUCGGCAAGAAGGCGGGCCGCGACAAGCAGCACUCCAAGAUUCAGCCGCCGCAUGACUUGCUGGACAAGCACUCGAGCCGGGACGAGCGGCGCGCUCGCGCCAUGAAGAUCCCCUUUUCCAACGAGAAGAUCGUCAACCUGCCCGUGGAGGAGUUCAACGAGCUGCUGGCCAAGCACCACCUGAGCGAGGCGCAACUGGCGCUCAUACGGGACAUCCGCCGGCGAGGCAAGAACAAGAUGGCGGCGCAGAACUGCCGCAAGCGCAAGCUGGACACCAUCAUCAAUCUGGAGCAGGGCGUGCACGACCUGCGACGCGACAAGUCCCGCCUCCUGAAGGAGAAGAUGGAGUUCCUCCGCUGCAUCCGGCAGAUGAAGCAGAAGAUGCAGAGUCUGUGCCAGGAGGUCUUCACGCAGCUGCGGGACGAGCAGGGCCGGCCCUACCCCCCCAGCCAGUACUCGCUCCAGUACGGCGCCGACGGCAGCGUGCUGGUCGUGCCGCGCAGCGAGCAGGGCCGCCGCACCGACAAGAAGCCCAAAGAGAAGAAGAAAUGAAAGGCGACGACGUCGUGGGGCUUCCUCCUUCGCACGCGAGCGAGUCGCGCACGCCACUCUUGACUUCCUGCGUUCCUUUGGCCCGAAUUUCAUUCUGCUCCGCCAUUUUGUGUCCCUGGAAACGACUCCGACGAUGCAGAAGAACUCGCUUGACCGCUCCGAUCUUCCCAGGCGGGAAAAAAGGAAGGACUCAAAGAAGCCGCCGCUAAACUUUUAGCCCUUCUCCGCCGGGAGCCGCCAUGAGGUCGGAGGUCACCCGCCGUCGGGAGGGAAUUCCGACGAGCGUCUGACGGUCCUGAGAUCAUCUUGUUGGCGCCCGGAGGACUUUAGUGCCAAGGGCAGAAAGUACGGAACGUUGAGGAAGUCAGUGGCGUUCCUGCGAUGGCCACCAGGGGCGCUUCUUUAUCUACAAUUACAUCCUUUCUCUGCAACCCGGCUUCACGCAUUCUGCUGCCUCUCUCGCGUCUACCAAGUCCGUCUCUAGUCUUCAAAGUCUCCAAAGUCCCGUGCCGAAGAGUUUUGCAACGACACGAUCAAAUAUUUAUUUGUCACAAUCCUCUCAGAUCGUUUAGCGGGACGUCGUGUUGUUUGUCGUUCCUCUCGUUAGAGCGUUGGUCAGGUGUGUCGCUCGUUAAGCUGCUGUAGUCGGGAUUGUUUGCGGUCGGACGCCUCGUCGGCGGUCGCGGUUCCUGAAGAGAAAAGUGUGAAACGUUUUUACAGAAGCCGAAGAGCGUUACAAGUUUCCUGUAAUCCACUUUGACUCCGACUCGUGCAUCCUGCUAAAACUUAGUGCACUUUUUUUUGUCUGUCCUGUAAAUAUUUACGUGUUCCCCUCGCCGUUCUGUUCCAUGUAGUUUGCUGGCAAUCAACAUUUGGUUUGUAUUGAUUAAUAAAGUGGUUUUAUUUCCA
Molecule: messenger RNA, 4098 nt
Organism: Nerophis ophidion (straightnose pipefish)
Lineage: Eukaryota; Metazoa; Chordata; Actinopteri; Syngnathiformes; Syngnathidae
Gene: nfe2l1b
Product: nfe2 like bZIP transcription factor 1b
Exons: 5
Coding region: 934-3189 (751 amino acids)
Biological process (GO): regulation of transcription by RNA polymerase II
Cellular component (GO): nucleus
Molecular function (GO): RNA polymerase II cis-regulatory region sequence-specific DNA binding; DNA-binding transcription factor activity, RNA polymerase II-specific
Source: RefSeq, a predicted model, not a curated record